Messenger RNA from Dipodomys spectabilis (banner-tailed kangaroo rat), 2925 nucleotides. It is a transcript of the gene Cxcl12, whose product is annotated as C-X-C motif chemokine ligand 12. Gene Ontology annotation, cellular component: external side of plasma membrane; extracellular region. NCBI's taxonomy places the organism in Eukaryota, Metazoa, Chordata, Mammalia, Rodentia, Heteromyidae. The record is from RefSeq and is a predicted model, not a curated record. Gene Ontology annotation, biological process: immune response; cell chemotaxis; chemokine-mediated signaling pathway. Bases 80 to 439 code for a protein of 119 amino acids. Gene Ontology annotation, molecular function: CXCR chemokine receptor binding; chemokine activity. The transcript has 4 exons.
CUCCCGCCGCCACACUUUCCCUCUCCACCGCCGCUCCGCCCGCUCCGCGUCUGUCCCGGGUGCGCCCUCCGCCCGCGCCAUGGACCCCAAGGUCAUCGCCGUACUGGCCCUGGUGCUAGCCGCGCUCUGCCUCAGCGAUGGGAAACCUGUCAGCCUGAGUUACCGAUGCCCGUGCCGAUUCUUCGAGAGCCAUGUUGCCAGAGCAAAUGUCAAGCAUCUCAAAAUCCUCAACACUCCAAACUGCGCCCUUCAGAUUGUGGCAAGGCUGAAGAGCAACAACCGACAGGUGUGCAUUGACCCCAAGUUAAAGUGGAUUCAAGAAUACCUGGAGAAAGCUUUAAACAAGGGGCGCAGAGAAGAAAAAGUGGGGAAAAAAGAAAAGAUAGGAAAAAAGAAGCGACAGAAGAAGAGAAAGGCUGCCCAGAAAAGGAAAAACUAGUUAUCUACCACCUGGAGACAGACUGGACCACAGUGCCCCAAGCUCACGCUUUGUAAAUUUGCUCUGUGCCCCUCCCUCCAGGGCAGACCCGCCACCCCGGGUGAGUGGGCAGACUUCCCUGGGCUGGCAGCACUUUCCCCACCCUGGUGGCCACACUGCCUCCUCUAUUUAUGUGUGUUUCAAGGCCUCUUUUCUUGGUCUGCUAAGUUAUGAAGAAAGGUGCUCAGAGACUGGGGCAGACGCUGGGAUGGGAGCCUGUGUGCAUUCAGGACCUUCCCGGCAUGGCUGAUAGUCUCCAGCAUCAUCCUGAGCUCAGCCUUCCAAUCAGAAGCUUCCAUAGCUCCCAGAGAAGGAAGCCUGCACUCCAGGGCCUGGUCUGGUCACCAGCCUGACCAGAGGUGCCUUUCCUGGGAAGGCCUUGUGUCUUCUGCCCCCCUUUCCCAUACUUGCCUGUCCUCAUAGGGCAGGUGACUGACUGACUUGCUCUUAGGUCCGGUUCUGUUCUCCCCCAGUACCUGUUGCCUGGCCUUCCACCAUUCUGUUAUCUGGUUAUCUGUCUCCUGCUGCCCCUCAAAGCUACUCACAUAGCCUGGGUGAGGCAUGUGCAAAUGUGUGGACCAAGAAGGAGCAAAGGAUACAACGGCCAGCGAACAGAUGGGAGGUGUUUCUUAAGGAGUCUGCUCUUUGGGCAGUCUUCCCAUGGGGCCUCCCCGGUGGAGGACAGAUGUGCAUAUCUGUGAGGAGCCCACAGCUGUAGGCUUUCCCCUUUCCCCUUCCACCAGGAAGAUCUCUGCCAUGACCGUUGGGGUCAGGGCCCAGGGGGCCUUCUCUCCUCACCUAAGGGAACACCUGCCUUCUAUGAGUAGCAUUGAAGUUCUAGAACUUUCCUCCAAGCUGCUCCCUGACCCCUGCCCAUUUGUCUGAGGAUUACUCUACUUUAGUGCUUAGGACUGGAAGGACGUGGAAGGACCCUUGGCCUUCUUGGCCUUACCCAUCUCACAUAAGCACCCCCCACCCCACCCUGUACCCCCAAGCUCUGUCGGUAAUUUCAAUAAAUGGAUGCAGAAAGAAGAGGUGGUUGGAGGAGAAGGAAACCCACCAAAGACCCUACACUUCCGAUCCUCUUGGAUCCCUUGUGCCUUAAUAAGCUCUCUUAUGAUUCCAGCGAUAAAUAAGUUACAAGCACCUCUGCUCCACCUCGAAGCAUUUACUCAGGGAAGGUCCUGCGUGGCCAUCAACCGCCCGUUUUUAUCUGGCAGCUUCCCCAGCCCUCACUGCUUCCAUCAGGUCUGGGGACAGCAGGCCUGAGCCUCUGGGUAAGCAAAGAUGCCUCCUUCUUCCUCUCUCUUCACUUGUUCAGGCAUCCCCCUGGCUGUCAGCUGAGCUCUCCAGGGCUGCAGCCCUAUCCUGGGAAUGCCAGCUAUGGUUUGGCCUUGGGGGCCUGGUUUAGGGUCAUCCUGAAAGGUCAACUCAUGCCCAGGCAACAGGGAAGUUUGUCUAGAGAGGGAUAUCUGGUCUCUCCUAGAACAACAGCAGGGAGAGAUGUUCCCAUUCUAGCAACCAAGGGUCAGUGUGUGGCCACCCUGAGGUAGCAAACCUCAUUGGACAGUGCCCAGGGGACCUCCUCCUGUCCCUGUCUCACUCCUGGCGUGGGCAGGCUGCAGGGGCUAGGACAGCGGACCACUCUCAGGGAAUAAAAGCCAGUACCACUCUCUUGUGUUUCUGUGUCUCCCUGGAGCAUCUGUCUGUUUCAUGAGAGUCUUGUGAAAGUCUUACAAGGGUGAGCCCCAGCCUGCAGAAGACAAGUCUCCAUGCAAGAGCGGAAGAGCCCUCCUGCCUGCACCCCAUGGUGGGCUGAACCUAGCAAGUGCUUGACCAAGUUGGCAGCCAAGUGAAAGGUGAGGGCUGCCCUGUGCUGCCCAGCAAGGUGCCUGCCUCCUGGGAGCAUCAGUUGCCCCUGCACUGUCCCUGGGGCCACUCUGGCUACCCCAGGAGACCUGGUGCGGGGCCAGCUGAGAAAUCCUGAAGAAGAAUGUGGGUGGUUGGGGGACAACAAGAGAAGUGCCACUUCUCAGGGAGUGCCAAGGCCUGAGGCUGCCCAGGGGGCACAGUGCCAUUGAUGGGAUGUGGCCAUAGCCCUGGCCCUCUUACCCUCGGCAGGGCAGGGAGGGCCCACAAUGACCUCAGUGUCCUUAUGGUUCAGGCAGGGUGCCCUUCGUGUGCAACUUGUGCCAUGUUUUCGUGUUCCAUUGUGCGUCGCCAUGCCCCGCUUGCUGUAUCCAUCUGCCUGUCUGCUGCUUCAGCCUUCAUCAGAUCUCUCCACUCCAGCCCUGGCUCUGGCUCCUCGGUCUCCUGGUCUCUCAGACCUAGAAGGAAGACAUUCAUUCGCCUGGGAGCUGGAAGGAAGGCAGCCACGUCCAGGAGCAGGGCUCAGCACGCCAGGCAGAUGGUGAGAACCUGGCCUUAAUGGUGUCUUCUCUGUUCUU